AAAUCUUUGAAGUGCAUUUUAUUAGACAAAGUUUAAGGUGUGUAGUUUCAAGGUAACAUUCACAGGUAUAAUCUAAAUGCAUAUAUUAUUAACAAUGCUAGAGAAACAACUUUUAUGUGGUUGACCAAAUUGUCAGUUACUGUUAAUUGUGUUGAUAUUAGUUUAUAAACUUUAUACAAUACAUCUCAGGUAUUAAAGGGGUCAUGAGCUGAGAAACCAGAAUAUACCCUUGAUCUUUUGACAUAUAAGAGAUCAUUGUACUGUAAAAACAUCCUGUAACUUUAUGAACUCAAAUUUGAGUUAUAAGACUAGAAAAAAGGGUAAGAAAAAAUUCUGUGUAAAGGGUAUAAAAAAAAUUCUAUGAAGAUCAAUACUCCUUUAGAACUUUUGAAUGCAGGCUUUGGUGUCUCUUCUUCGACAGCUGUUACAGUUGUGGUCAUGAUUGUCUCUUUUCUGUCAGCAGUCAUGGUUGUGGACAUAGUUGUCUCUUCUCUGACCACAGUUGCAGUUGAGGUCACGAUUGUCUCUUCCCUAACAGCAGUCGUAGGUGUGGUCACAGUUGUCUCUUCUCCAACCGCAGUCGUGGGUAUGGUCAUGGUUGUCUCUUCCCUAACAGCAGUCAUGGUUGUCUUUUCUCCAACUGCAGUCGUGGAUGAGGUCAAGGUUGUCUCUUCUCCAACCGCAGUCAUGGGUGUGGUCACGGUUGUCUCUUCCCUAACAGCAGUCGUAGGUGUGGUCACAGUUAUCUCUUCUCCAACAGGAGGUGUGGUUGUGGUCAUGAUUUUCUCUUCUCCAGUUGCAGUAGUGUGUGUGGUCAUGGUUGUCUUUUCUCUGACCACAGUCACCACACCAUUUGCUGCAACACCUCCAGCUGCACUCAUAACACCUCCGGCCACACCAGCUCCAGCUGCACUCAUAACACCUCCGGCCACACCAGCUCCGGCUGCAGUCGCGCCACCUCCGACCACACCAGCUCCGGCUGCAGUCGCGCCACCUCCGGCCACACCAGCUCCGGCUGCAGUCGCGCCACCUCCGGCCACACCACCUCCGGCUGCAGUCGCGCCACCUCCGGCCACACCACCUCCGGCUGCAGUUGCGCCACCUCCGACCACACCAGCUCCGGCUGCAGUCGCGCCACCUCCGGCUGCAGUUGCGCCACCUCCGGCUGGACUACCUAUGGCCACACCACCUUCUAUUACACCACCUCCUGCUGUGGCCACACCACCUCCGGCUGCAGUUGUGCCACCUCCGGCCACGACACCUCCAGCCACGACACCUCCAGCCACAACACCUCCAGCCACAACAUAUUUGCCUGCACCACUUUGAAACUUAGUCGCAAUAUCUUUGACUUUAGUCACAUCAUCUUUGACCUCAGUUACAUCAUCUUUGUCCUCAGUCAUGCAACCUUCGAUCUCAGGCAUGUCUGACACUUUUCUGAUUGUGGUCAUAGAUGCUGAUUUAAAUUCUUUAGGUGCAUAAUUUUUUUUGAGUGUUCUUUCAGUUUCCAUAUUUUCCUGUGGAAACUGUUUGGCAAUAUUUUUUGUAACUGCUUCAUAAUGAACUGGCUUACCAUUGUUGUCAAGGCCAGCCACAACAUAAUCACAUCUUUGACAAACUUUUGGAACUCCAUUUUCUAAUUUGACAUCAUAAAUAUACAUUUUGUUCAUGCUUCUGUAUAAAUUGUUAUCACGACCUUUAAUUUCAUAUUUAGGGUCACGUGUGAAUAUUUUACUGAUAUCACUGAAAUCUUGUCCU
Messenger RNA from Carassius auratus (goldfish), 1755 nucleotides. RefSeq names its product classical arabinogalactan protein 9-like. The transcript has a single exon. NCBI's taxonomy places the organism in Eukaryota, Metazoa, Chordata, Actinopteri, Cypriniformes, Cyprinidae. Bases 361 to 1326 code for a protein of 321 amino acids. The record is from RefSeq and is a predicted model, not a curated record.